AUGACCGAGAACUCUAUUAUCUCCACCCUAAUCUGGCGCCAUGCGACAAGGGCAAGGCAGCGUGCGGGAAUCAAGGUAGGCAGCGGUUUGCUGCUCAGCUCGGUCAACGUACGGAGACGCAUGGAUUCACUUUUGCUGCUUGACUAUGUAGGCAAGGCGAUAGUUCUGGCACGGGCCCACACUACUGCUGCAAGAUUGGCCUCAGAUGGCGAGGGGCUGCUUUACGGGCUCGCUUACCAGAUUGUCGGUUCGGUGGAUUGGUGGAGCCCAGAUCGCAUUUGGGAAUUGGCCCCCGCCAUCGAUGCGAGCGAUAAAGCAACCGGUUAUGACGUGUUGUUUACUAGCCACUCUCGGUUAGGGGAUGUGCUUGAGCAAGCAUCGUGGGGCACUCAGUUAGGCCCCAUUCAAGUUUUCCGAUUUGACCUAGAUUCAUCCAUAUAA
This is a messenger RNA of Penicillium samsonianum, 441 nucleotides long. RefSeq lists its product as uncharacterized. The record is from RefSeq and is a predicted model, not a curated record. The coding region runs from base 1 to 441 and encodes 146 amino acids. The transcript is spliced from 2 exons. NCBI's taxonomy places the organism in Eukaryota, Fungi, Ascomycota, Eurotiomycetes, Eurotiales, Aspergillaceae.